AUGGCUGGACUCAUAAGACAAGUAUUCAGAACCAACUUCACACAACGUUUACCUGUUGCCCUUACCCAAUCACAUAGAUUCUUCUCGGCGGAAGCACCUCAAACCUUUACCAAAGAAGUGCUGCAAAAGUUGGUGAACACCAAUAAAGUUGUCGUGUUUAUGAAAGGCAAUCCCGAGGCACCUCGUUGUGGUUUCAGUAAUGCUGUGGUGCAGAUCCUACGUAUGCAUGGUGUACAAUACGAUGCCCACGAUGUUUUGCAAAGCGAUGAACUAAGAGAGAAAAUUAAGGAAUUCUCGGAAUGGCCCACAAUUCCACAAGUUUUCAUCAAUGGUGAAUUUGUUGGAGGCUGCGAUAUUCUUCUACAAAUGCAUCAAAGUGGCGACCUCAUCGAAGAACUGAAAAAGGUUGGCAUUGAAUCACUUCUCCUUCAAGAAGCCAAUGAAUCUGACAACAAGAAAGAAGGAAAAUAAAUAUGUA
This is a messenger RNA of Musca vetustissima, 478 nucleotides long. Its product is annotated as glutaredoxin-related protein 5, mitochondrial-like. The record is from RefSeq and is a predicted model, not a curated record. Bases 1 to 471 code for a protein of 156 amino acids. NCBI's taxonomy places the organism in Eukaryota, Metazoa, Arthropoda, Insecta, Diptera, Muscidae. The transcript has 2 exons.